AUGGAUGGAUGGAUGGAUGUAUUACCUUUAUUCUAUGUGCUGAACUCCUUCACUGCAGCACUGCUACUGUGCUCCGGCUCUUAUUUGUUCUUUGUAAAAGUAACAUUCGGAGUCCUUGAUCUUUACAAUGUAACUAAAUUCCCUUGUGCUUUUCCUUCUGUAGUUCUAUCUGAACCCUUUAUAUUUAGUAAAGAAAGAUCUAAAUUCAGAACAGUUUUAGCUACCCAGACUGUUGAAACUACCAAAGUUUCAUUCAGAAGUAAGAAACCUAAAGAAAUUAAUGUUUUGGUUGUGGGUUCAACUGGUUAUAUUGGGAAUUUUGUAGUUAAAGAGUUAAUUUCAAGGGGGUUUAAUGUUAUUGCCGUUGCAAGAGAAAAAAGUGGGAUAAGAGGCAAGAACAGUAAAGAAGAGACUCUGGGAUUGUUGAAUGGUGCAAAUGUUUGCUUUUCGGAUGUUACAACGUUGGAAUCUUUGGAGAAAAGUGUCGGAAAUCUCGGGGUUCCAAUCGAUGUCGUUGUGUCUUGUCUUGCUAGUAGGAGUGGUGGGGUGAAAGACUCAUGGAAGAUAGAUUAUGAGGCCACGAGAAACAGUCUUAUUGCUGGUAGGACAUUUGGGGCUGCACAUUUUGUUUUGUUAUCUGCCAUUUGUGUGCAGAAGCCCCUUCUUGAAUUUCAGCUUGCGAAGUUGAAAUUCGAGGCCGAGUUGAUAGAAGAGGCUAAACGGGAUAAGGGAUUUACGUAUAGUAUUGUUAGGCCGACUGCAUUUUUCAAGAGCUUAGCAGGUCAGGUUGAACUGGUGAAAGACGGAAAACCAUAUGUGAUGUUUGGGGACGGAAAACUAUGUGCUUGCAAGCCAAUAAGUGAGCCAGACUUGGCUUCGUUUAUUGCAGAUUGUGUGUUGAGUGAAGAUAAGAUUAACCAGAUUUUGCCAAUUGGAGGACCCGGUGCAGCAUUGACGCCAUUGGAGCAAGGGGAAAUGUUGUUUAAACUUUUAGGAAAAGAACCUUAUUUCAUCAAAGUACCAAUCCAAAUAAUGGACUUUGCUAUUGGAGUUCUUGAUUUCCUUGUGAAGAUAUUUCCUUCACUGGAAGAUGCAGCCGAGUUUGGGAAGAUUGGAAGGUAUUAUGCAGCCGAGAGUAUGCUGGUUUGGGAUCAAGAUGCUGGAGAAUAUGAUGCUGAGAGAACUCCGAGUUAUGGGAAGGACACACUUGAAGAAUUCUUUGGGAGAGUACUCAAGGAAGGAAUGGCUGGUCAGGAGUUAGGGGAGCAAACAAUUUUCUAA
This is a messenger RNA of Fraxinus pennsylvanica, 1281 nucleotides long. The record is from the annotation of a GenBank genome assembly. NCBI's taxonomy places the organism in Eukaryota, Viridiplantae, Streptophyta, Magnoliopsida, Lamiales, Oleaceae.